This is a messenger RNA of Pseudophryne corroboree (corroboree frog), 1560 nucleotides long. RefSeq names its product M-phase inducer phosphatase 3-like. The transcript has 12 exons. Gene Ontology annotation, molecular function: protein tyrosine phosphatase activity. The record is from RefSeq and is a predicted model, not a curated record. Bases 121 to 1314 code for a protein of 397 amino acids. Lineage: Eukaryota; Metazoa; Chordata; Amphibia; Anura; Myobatrachidae. Gene Ontology annotation, cellular component: cytoplasm; nucleus. Gene Ontology annotation, biological process: positive regulation of G2/MI transition of meiotic cell cycle; positive regulation of G2/M transition of mitotic cell cycle; G2/M transition of mitotic cell cycle.
GACAGAGAGGGACUUUCAAACAAGCAACACAUCAAAGCCUUUGUUAGGCAGACAACCUAAACACAAACACACAUUCCGCUGUGUGCGAUGCUGCACUGACAUAACUCAGACAACAGCGCAAUGUCCUACGCUAUAGGAGGCACAGAUCUGCAGGAAAUGGAGAUUUUACAGAACAUCAGUAACAGGGCUGAGCCUGGGAGUCCUGACAGCAGUUUGGACGAGGUCCUGACCUUCUCUCCUGACCUGGGAUUGUCACCUGUCACAGGUCUGUCUGGGGACAUAGGACAUCUGAACUGCACAGGCAGUAUGACUCCAAGGAGAAAGCUGAAACUGUCCCCAGACUCCCAGAAUCCCAGCCCCACUGAGAUACCAAGCACUCUGCAGACUGCCAUGGGAACCACGGAAUGCUCAGUAUACCCUAGUGAGUCGACCCCACCGAGACUUAAUACAAGUGAUUCCUCUUCUGAAUCCAGCAUCUACAAGCCGAAGAAUCCAGGAAGAAAAGUAAAUGUGAGAGACAAUGAGGAGAAUGAACGUCGCCCAGACACAAGAAAGAGAAACUCACGAAUGAAGCUGUCAGACCUAUUCCACAGCCCAGAGCUUGUUACAGAACAGAAAACCCAGAGAGCGCUGAAAGCUAAACACGGCCAUGACAGACGGCGAAGCGGCAGCCGGACAGAAAAUAAAGAGCGUUAUGAGAUCAGGAGGUUUACGAUCAGUGACAUCAGUCCAACUUUGAAUGAUGAAAACCAUGAAGACGAUGACCUCAUUGGAGAUUUUUCUAAACCAUAUUGUCUCCCAGUGGAAAAGGGCAAACACCAGGACCUUAAAUAUAUAACAAGUAACACACUGGCCCAUCUAGUCAGCGGAGGAUAUAAAGCCGUUGUACCGAUCUUCCAUAUUGUGGACUGCCGCUAUCCGUAUGAAUAUGCCGGUGGACAUAUCAAGGGAGCCUGGAACGUACACAGAGAGGAACAGAUAGCGGAAUGUUUUCUGAAGGACCCGUGUCUAUCCCAGUGUCGGAGGGUGCUGAUCUUUCACUGCGAAUUCUCCUCAGAGAGAGCGCCAAAACUGUGUCGUGUUUUAAGAAAUCUGGACAGACAAGCAAACGUAUAUCCCCAUUUGUACUAUCCUGAACUCUAUCUUUUAAAGGGUGGUUAUAAAGAGUUUUAUGAAAAGUUUAAGUGUCUUUGUGAACCGCAAGGCUACGUGAGCAUGCUACACAGGGACUUCCAGGAUCAAUUAAAGAAAUAUCACAAAAAGAAAAAGCCUUUGUCAGGCCAGAGGAUCCGGAAAGAGCUCUUUAAACGUUAAAUGUAAAUGAAAAUUUUAGCCCAGUGACAACACAGACUCUAUGGUCAAAGCCGCAGGAGCGCAGAUGUCGUGUCUGCACAGCGUGUUUCACCUGAGCGGCGUCAGGCGUCCAUAGUGUUUCAAUGUAGUGAUCAGUGGGAGAAAAACAGGCGUAAAGUUAAAUUAUUAUUGCUUUCUCCUUUCAGCAGGAUUUGCUUGUCAUUCAUACUGAUAUAGCUCAUGUAUUAAAGAAAACUAUUGUCCUAA